AUGUCUUCUGCUAAUAUGCUCAACGUCGACAGCAACAUCGACGCAACUUCUCAAGUCGAUAUGGAAGAUUACAAGGACGAUGUACGCAUCAUUGGCUACGAUCCACUCGUACAACCCGCCCUCUUACAGCAUGAAAUCAUGUCCACUCCUAACUCCCAACAAUCAAUCGCCACUGGCAGAAACAUCGCUGCCAACAUUAUCCACAAGAGGGACGAUAGAGUCAUCGUCGUCAUCGGUCCUUGCUCUAUUCACUCCCCAGAACAAGCCAUCGAAUACGCUAAAAUGCUCAAGCAACAGCUGCCUAAUUGGCCUGGUCUUCAUAUCAUCAUGCGCGCUUACUUUGAGAAGCCACGUACCACUGUUGGCUGGAAAGGUCUCAUCAACGAUCCUGACAUCAACGGCUCCUUCAAGAUUAACAAGGGUUUGCGUAUAGCCAGACAACUUCUCUGUGAUAUCACAGAGUUAGGUCUUCCUGUCGGCUGUGAGCUCCUUGACACCAUUUCCCCUCAAUACCUCGCUGAUCUCGUCAGCUGGGGCGCAAUUGGUGCUCGUACCACUGAAUCUCAACUCCACAGAGAGUUAUCCUCUGGUGUCUCCUUCCCAAUCGGUUUCAAGAACGGCACUGAUGGCAGUGUCGGUGUCUCCGUUGACGCUAUCCGCUCCGCUGCUCACCCACACUCCUUUAUGGGUGUCACUGAGCAAGGUUUAGCCGCUAUCGUGAAAACUGCAGGUAAUGCUGAUCUCCAUCUCAUCUUGCGUGGUGGUACUAAGGGUACUAACUUUGACAAGGAUUCUGUCCAAGCUGCUGAGGCUGCCAUUAAGAAGGCUCGUCCAGAUAACCACCCUGCAAUUAUGAUUGAUUGCUCCCACGGAAACAGCUCCAAGAACCACCGCAACCAGCCUAAAGUUAUUUCGGACAUCUCUCAACAAAUUCGCGGUGGUAACACUUCGAUUGUCGGUGUUAUGGCGGAAUCUAACAUCAAUGAGGGUAGACAGGAUGUCCCAGCUGAGGGUCCAUCUGGUUUGAAGCACGGUGUUUCUAUUACAGACGCAUGUGUUGAUUUCCAAAUGACUAUCGACAUGCUCAACGAGCUUAACGAUGCUGUACUCUUCAGACGCUCUCAAUCACAAAGCAAUGGCGUCUAG
Wallemia ichthyophaga EXF-994 is the source of this 1146-nucleotide messenger RNA. RefSeq names its product Phospho-2-dehydro-3-deoxyheptonate aldolase, tyrosine-inhibited. The record is from RefSeq and is a predicted model, not a curated record. Gene Ontology annotation, biological process: aromatic amino acid biosynthetic process. NCBI's taxonomy places the organism in Eukaryota, Fungi, Basidiomycota, Wallemiomycetes, Wallemiales, Wallemiaceae. The transcript has 2 exons. Gene Ontology annotation, cellular component: cytoplasm. Gene Ontology annotation, molecular function: 3-deoxy-7-phosphoheptulonate synthase activity. Bases 1 to 1146 code for a protein of 381 amino acids.